Molecule: messenger RNA, 4923 nt
Organism: Ceraceosorus guamensis
Lineage: Eukaryota; Fungi; Basidiomycota; Exobasidiomycetes; Ceraceosorales; Ceraceosoraceae
Product: alpha/beta-hydrolase
Exons: 3
Coding region: 243-4448 (1401 amino acids)
Source: RefSeq, a predicted model, not a curated record
CAUCACUUGGCUUGCAGCACAUCGUGCAGCCGACUAUCAUCUCAACAUUGUGUGACAAGUAUUUGGCCUGCCCGGCAUCGCAAGCCUGAUUUUGCUCCCCCGUCACACCUCUGGCGGGUGCCGCCGAUCGGCCCUUUGUUGGACGGCACACCACCAAGGACUCGACAUGAUGCGCGCCAGAUGCUAGCUACUACUCCAUCGACGAUCCGAAGCAAGUCCUUAGCGCUUGGUCUCGACCCAACAUGAUGGUGCAUCCGGCUCGCACACCCUCCGACGUGGGCGUGAGUGGUUCGUCGCCAGUCGCAUCAAGCUCGAGGGCUGGUGGAAGUGCUUCACCAGCUGGCGCUGCGAGACGAUCCUACUUUGACUUGUACCCGGAGCGGCGAGGGCAAGGGCCGUAUGUGCCGCCGACUGCCUUGACGCCGAAGCUGUCUCGAAAGGACAAGUCCUCUCCCCGAACGGAUGUGCAGCGCGAGCGAGAGAGGGAAGCAGAGCGCCGGAAAGCGUUGCAAGCUGCCGCGAGCAAAGUCUCCGCCUGGACGCUGGAGCAGCAAAAGGCUCAGAUCGUGGACACGCCGACAUGCUCCGAGGGCCUCAAGAGGUCGACAGGAGCGGCACGCGUCCUGACGCACCAGCCCCGCGAGUGGGACGUCGAUUCACAACAAGCUUUGCCAGGUCAAUCAGGCGGGGUGGAUGCGAGGGCAUUCCUAUUGAAUGCGGGACCCAAUCACCGGGAGCGCAACAAGUUGAGGAGCGGGAAUCUUUCUUCCGCCUCCUCAUCUCACCUGCUCCGCAGCAGCAGAAGUGAAAUAUCGCUGCGGAGCGUAGCCACCAAUCCUAUCACGCCUUCCUCCACUUCAUCUUCUAUCCUGGGCACCUUCGCCGAUCCUCCGGUACCGCCAGACCGCCAUCCCAAUGGUCAGCCCGUCGAGCGCAAGGAUGUUGGGAUGUCGCCCUCGGCCAGUGUAGACCAUUGGAGAAGCUUGUCCUCCAGUCGUAUGGCAGCGAGAGCUACAUCAGAGAAGCGGCGCUCUCCUAGGACUCAGGAUGAGUCUGCCAUCCCUAUGCCAUCUGUGGCGACCCAGGAAGCGGCUCGCGUAUCGCAGGAAUCACAAGAUGGAAAUGUUGAGCGGUCCGCCGAGGAUGUAGCCGCAUAUACGGCAGCUGCUGCCGCCGCUGCUCAACGCAGUCCGGGGGGUUUCCCCGUGAUGAUGUCCUCCGUCACGCGCAGGCGCAGCGCGCAGAAUUUGGCGGCUCUUUCAAGUUCGUCGUCAGUUGAGCAAAUUGCGGUUUCGACCAGCCCACUCGCAGCCCCAGAUCCACCACGUGAACAGCAAAUGCGAGCAUCUCGCGGGAGCGCCGUGAGCAAGCAGCAAGCGCUGCCUGGACGGACGCAGGGCGUCCCAACAGACUGCCGACAACUGAUGCAGCAGAGCAGCAGACUAUCACGAGUGCCCCUGGCUGCUAUCCCAGACUCGCCCGCUCCUUCCAUUAUCUCCAUACCCGAUGAGGUGUCGACAGGAAGCACAACCAGUGAACGCAACGGAUCGCUGUCGACAGAUGCCAAUGCCAGGCUGCCGAGCUCCUCUGCAAUGCCGGAAGCCGUAGCAACUGCAGACCCUGAGGCUACGACGCCGAAGCUGCGACAGUCAGCGUGGGCGCCUCAGGACCAAGAAAAUGGACAAUCGAGGCCUCAGGUGGGCGCGAAUGUGAAUCUGACUGGCCGUGCAUCGUUUUUGUGCCCCACCGCAAGGCUUGACAGGCGCCCCGCACCUCCGAUCAAGGAACAGCCUCUUUCGAUCGAGGAGAUCAUCAGGCGGGGAACGAGUCAGAAGCCUACUCGGCCUGUCACUACACGAUCAACCUCAGCUCGUGCCACCAGCCAAGUGCCCAUGGUACCGGAUUUGGCUCCGGAGCCCUUACCGCCCUUGCCUCCUGUGCGAGCCACAUAUGCGGCUUCAAGCGCCGCAGUAGGCAAAGCAUUACCGCCUUCUGGUGCUACAGCAGCUCGCUUGGCACCUCAGUUGGUGCCGAGCAUAGACGACAUCAUCCGCGGUCAUGCGGCGCAAGCCUGGUCAACACAUGGCAAAACAUCUCUAGCGUCAAGUUUGUCCAUUCCAUCAGCUCCGCCAGGUCAGGCUCGUAGCCUUCCACCUCCCUCGCCGAGCAAUGCUCGGAUAUAUCAAAGCGAAAGCGAGAGCAGAAGCUCGUCAGAAUCGGAAGAGGAUGAUGGCGCAUCGGCAGCCAGUCAUGACUCGGUAUUGAGGGAGGUGCGGGAGUCGCUUCGCGCCGAGCGGCGCAAGGCUCGUAUGGAGAAGGCUGCUGCGAAAGCAGCAGCUCGCAAAGCGGCCGAAGAAGAGGCCAUGCAGCCGGUUGGAGCCCCAAUGCCCAGAUCUGCGCGACGUAAGCUGCAUCACGCUACCUCAUUCCCAACUCGGCCUGUGGGCGAAUUUGGAGAGAUAGGUACUGUGGAUCCGAUGCCGUCAUCCUCAAGACUGUCACGAAGGGCGAGCCGCAAAUCUACGGCUUCCUACGCGGUCGAUGACUCUAUCGCACAAACGGCGGAUCGUACCGCAUCCAAGGCGCCUGGCAAACCGGCCUCGUUCAUCUCCGAGCCAGUCCCGCCAAUGCCCGGUAGAAAAGGCUCGGCGGAAGACAAGCUCAAUACAGACGUCACGCAGUACCUGCGUUCCAGCAGACUGACUCGACUGAUCAAGCUGGAACAAGCACCGUACGCGGGUUUGACAGUUUCUCUCGCAGAUGUCGGUGAUCCAAAUGGACAUCCUGUCAUCGUGUUCCUUGGGCUCGGCGUGGUACGCUACAUUGUCGCACUUUACGAUGACAUGGCCGCUGUGCUCGGCCUUCGACUCAUCUGCAUUGAUCGUUGGGGAAUGGGCAAGUCGGACGAUCUAUCUGCGGAACGUCGAGGCGUAGUAGAAUGGAGCAAUGUGGUGGCAGAGGUCGCGGGCCGACUUGGCGUGUCGAAAUACUCUGUCCUUGGUCACAGCGCUGGUGGACCCUACGCAAUGGCGACGUGCUUGCGCUUUCCCGAGAAGAUUGCGGGUCCUGCGCAUCUGCUCGCGCCUUGGGUCGGCACAAGCGUCGAGAGCGGAUACAAAUGGCUCAAAUACGUGCCAGACAGCGUCAUCAAGACUGCUCAGGCAGCGGAGUGGAAGGUGCAAGGCUGGAAACUUGGGAAGCUGCCAUCUCUAACCUACGAAUCGAUCGGCUACGAUGCUCGUACGAGCGGAAACCGAAGUCCCUCCUACAACGGUGCCAUCUCCCCCCGCACAGACGGUUCGACAAGCGGUUGGCCUGCGAUGCACGGACAGGAGAUGCUCCCUCCAGUCUCGCCCACUGGCACCACAGCAAGCAGCGGAGACAAAAGCUCCGAUCUCAGCAUGCGGGAUUCGUCCAUCCACACGGCCUCCCGCGUUGCCUCUCCUUCGCUACAAGUGCCUUCCACCCCCAUUCUGUCGACGCCGACCAGUGGCGCCUCGAAGGCGCUGCGAUCGAAGCCAGGCCGUUUCAAUGCUUUCCUGGGCGGAAGUGGGAGUAGGGCUUCUUCAUCGCAGAGCGACGCGGACGUGCUCAAGAGUACACCGGACUCUGUGCGCUCAGCGCAGGCACGCGAGGCUGACAGACGAUCUCAAGUAUCUUCGCGGACGGGCGACCGCUCGCCGAUUCCACGAUGGGGUUCUUCUAGUUCUUUGGCGUCGGCGAAGGAGGGGAUGGUCCGGUCGCCUCGCGUGCAAGACCUCAGCGACGCUAUCCGAUCGACUCACAAUGGCUCUCCAAAACUUGUCUACCCCGACGAAGCACCUGUCGUACCACGUAAGGACCGAUCAGCCCGCAGCAGCAUAUUUCACAUGCGGCGAUCGGAGUCCGCCCUCUCUGUACAGGAGGGCGACAUGGCUUGGGCAUCUGCUCCAAACGGCGACGUCAGCUUGGACGUCUCUACAACUUCUUCCUCCCGCAAUAGUGGAAGCUGGGGUCGUAAACGCAACCACGCGAUGCCGAGCUCGAUCAGCACUUCAAGCAUUCGCGACUCUCCUUUGCUGCACGAACGACUCGAAGUCUAUUCACCUGAUUCCACCUCCCCUGCUACCCCGACUUCAGCUCAGAAGGGCCUCAUAGACUUGCCGACGGCAAUUCUGCGAGCAUCACAUGCCGAGUCGCUCAAAGGUGGGGCGGCGGAUCUGCUGACAAUCUUGGGCCGAGCGUCGCAACGACCUUGGGGCUUCACCUACGCCGACGUGCAGCAUCCAACCAUCGUUUGGCAUGGAGACAAGGAUGAGCGCAUUAGUCUUUCUGGAGUGUUGUGGAUGGAGAGAGAAAUGCGGGAGUGCAAGGUAAACAUUGUCAAGGGAGGGACACACAGCCUCAUGACCGACGUCACAACUUUUGUCGAGGCCCUCGAAAGCAUUGCAGCACAUCGCAACGAUUGAAUGCACACUGCAAGCAACCAGCUUCCAGCUUGAUACCCUCUCAGACUCGCAAACAUCAAAAUUGCUCUUUCACCGUCACACGCUCCUUCCUGCUCCAUGCUAUAGAAUGCCACAGCGCCUCAAUCACCUCCCUCAACUUCUUGCUGGCUGGAGGAGUACCUAUACCUGCUCUGCCCCAUUUGAUCGUACGCUCACUGUAGACCCUCCUCCCAUCUUGCCUUCUGCCCCGUCUAAUCGUCCACUCUCUCCUCCCUUAGUCUUUCAAUACGAGUAUACCAUUCCUGCAAUUACGUUGCAAUCUCAGCAGCAGACUUUCAGAGGUGUGCGAGCCAGCACGUGUACAUUCAAGAUCUCAAGGCUUGCUGUUCACUUGAUUCGGCAUCUGCGCACAGCUUCGGGUACCUUGAGGGCGGGCGUUUGCCCGCCCAGAGGUGAGCGCGUCUGCCUCCGUAGAUCUCUCAGUGGAGGCUGAGAC